GCCGGGAGCUGCUGUGGCCGCACCAUGGGGCAGCUGCUGUGGAGCUGGGUGCUGUGGGGACUCUGGGUGCUGCCAGGUGAGUGCCGGGGUCGUCUGCGUCACCGGGGCAGCCGGACGCACCACGGUGCCAAGGAGGCACGGGGCUCUGUCCUGCAGUGGCCUGCGUGGUGGGGAGGAGAGAUGGGCAUCCAAUGGAUUACAGUGGGAAGCAGAGGGCUCAUUGCUCAGCCUGCCCUUGCUCACACCCGAGCUCCACCAGGGAAUGCGGGAGCAGCGGGCAUGGGGCCCCUUGUCCCAGCACAGGACCCAGCAGAGCUGGCUGGCAGCUCCCGCGUGUCUGACAGCAUCAGUGCCGAGCAACGUCUGGAUAUGUCACCCACUGUGCCUGAGCUGGGCAUGUGCCAGCUGUCCCCUGGCCGAGCGGAGCAGCCCUCUGCCCUCAGGGAUGGAUCAGGCAGAGUGGUGCCACAGGUGGUGCUGGCAGCGCUGGACCCCACGGGCCCUGGCAAUGAGCAGGAGGUGCCUUCUAGUGCAGCAGUCUCUGGGGAGGUGGCAGGAUGGGACAGUCCCCAGGCAGGGCUUGCCUACCCAAAACAAACCGACUGGCCGACCAGUGUCCCCAUGGCUCCUGGCGCCACUCAGAUCUCGUCCCCUGUGCCAAGUGGGCACACAAUGGCUGUUACCCAUGGGAACAGGGAUGUAGAGCCAGCCACAGCCACGCUGUCCUCAGCUCUACAUGUACCUACAGAGAAGAGGACAGGCACCCUGGUGCUAUUAGGCAGCAGCACCACUCCUACAAAGUCUGUGGGAGAACACAGUGCUCUGCAGAGCACCACUGGGCAGCCCACGCUGGGCACAGCCAUCCCUUUGCAAGAGGGGACCGUGGCCAAUGAACGUAUGGAAGCCACCAGCAUGCUGACAGGAGAUGUCCCAGCACCCACUGGAGGUUUGUCACCAUCAGUGACACAUGUUCCUGCAAGUCCUCUGGAGCUGGGGACAGAAGCACCUUCCUCAGUUACCAGCACAGCGAAUGAUGACGAUGGGUUGGGGCAGCCUCACGGUGCUGUCACUGCAGAGGGGACACCGGGGACAGCACAGGGCACGGUGCUGUCUGAUGUCCAACACAGCACGGGGACACCACCCCACUCCCUCACCUGGAUCCCAGCUGAGCUGCACACAGCCGCUGUGCGCCUGUCCCAGGAGGUAAUGCCAGGGCUGGCCGAGGCCACCUCUCCUCUUGUCACAGCAGCCAGUGUCACUGCGGGGGACACAGAGCCUGCGUCAACCAUGUCUGACCGCGUCACAUCUCCCACCGUGCCAGCAACCACAGGGUCUCCCCAUCAUGAUGGAAUACAGAAGUCAGAUACCAUGAUCCUCCCAGGCAGCGUCUCAGCGACAAUCACCCUUUCUCCUGCCACUGAUGGUGUCAGUGAGGCCACAGCCCCAGGGCUGCCAGCCCCUGGCACAGCUGGAGAUGGGCUGCACCGAGAGAUCACUGUCACCCAUCAACAUGUCACCCAUCUUCUCCCUGUUGCCACUGUGUCAGCUCUGGGCACGCCAGCCACAGCCAUGGAUGUCACCACUGCACCGCAUGUACCCACUGCCCCAUUUCCAGCCCUGGGCAGUGCUGAGAUGGUGUCCAUCACUGCUGAAGCCACCUCAGCCACUGCUGUCCUGCAGACUGAGGGCACCCCAAUGGGGCUGAGCAUGGGGACGGUCCCAAGUGCAGUCCCAGCUACGUCACUCCCAGAUGGCCUCCCUGGAGGAGGGUACCGCACCAGGACCCAGGCAGUGACAGUUACACCCACUACCCACCUCGAUGGCAGUACCUCAGGAUGGGCAGGAACGACAGUGACACCACGGUUUGGCUCUGACUCAUAUGGACCAGCCACAGGCACGCUGUCAGCAUCUCCACAUGUACCUCUGGAGAAGGAGACGAGUGCCCCAAUGCCACUGGGCAGCAGCACCACUCCCAUAGAGUCUGUGAGGUCACCCAGAGCUCUGCAGAGCACCACUGGGCAGCCCAUGCUGGGAGCAGCUGUGCCUCUACAGGAAGGGAUUGUGAACAAGGAACAUAUGGAUGCCACCAGCAUGCUGACAGGAGAUGUCCCAGCACCCACUGGAGGUUUGUCACCACCAGUGACACUCAUUCCUGCAGCUCCUUUGGUGCUGGGAACAGAAGCACCUUCCUCAGCCACCAGCACAGCGAAUGAUGACGAUGGGUUGGGGCAGCCUCACAGUGUUGUCACUGCGGAGGGGACACCGGGGACAGCACAGGCCACGGUGCUGUCUGAUGUCCAACACGGCACGGGGACACCACCCCACUCCCUCGCCUGGAUCCCAGCUGAGCUGCACACAGCCGGUGUGCACCUGUCCCAGGAGGUAAUGCCAGGGCUGGCCGAGGCCACCUCUCCUCUUGUCACAGCAGCCAGUGUCACUGCGGGGCACACAGAGCCUGCAUCAACCAUGUCUGACCGCGUCACAUCUCCCACCGUGCCAGCAACCACAGGGUCUCCCCAUCAUGAUGGAAUACAGAAGUCAGAUACCAUGAUCCUCCCAGGCACCGUCUCAGCGACAAUCACCCCUUCUCCUGCCACCGAUGGUGUCAGUGAGGGCACAGCCCCAGGGCUGCCAGCCCCUGGCACAGCUGGAGAUGGGCUGCACCGAGAGAUCACUGUCACCCAUCCACAUGUCACCAAUCUUCUCCACGUUGCCACUGUGUCAGCUCUGGGCACGCCAGCCACAGCCAUGGAUGUCACCACUGCACCGCAUGUAUCCACUGCGCCAUUUCCAGCCCUGGGCAGUGCUGAGAUGGUGUCCAUCACUGCUGAAGCCACCGCGGGAUAUGAUGUCCUGCAGACUGAGGGCACUCCAAUGGAGCUGGGCACGGGGACUGUCUCUAGCAUGGUCACUGCUGUGUCACUCCCAAAUGAUGUCCCUGGAGGAGGGUACCGCACCAGGACCCAGGUAUUGACAGGUGUCUCUGCUGCCCAGCCCAGUGGCAGCACCUUUGGACAGGCAGCAGGGCCAGUGACUUCAAGGUUUGGCAGCAACCCGUAUGGACCAGGCACAGCCACGCUGUCUCCAGUUUCACAUUCCCCCACAGAGAAGGGGAUGGGCACCUCAGUGCCAUCGGGCAGCAGCACCACUCCCAUGAAGUCUGUGGGGUCACCCAGAGCUCUGCAGAGCACCGCUGGGCAGCCCAUGCUGGGAACAGCUGUGCCUCUGCAAGAGAUAACUGUGACAGAGGAACAUGUGAGUGCCAUCAGUAUGCUGACAGGUGGCAUCCCAACACCCACCAGAGGUUUGUCUCCUGCAGUGAUAGACGUCUCUGCAGCUCCUUUGGUGUUGGGGACAGAAGCACCUUCCUCAGCCACCAGCACAGCGAAUGAUGACGAUGGGUUGGGGCAGCCUCACAGUGUUGUCACUGCGGAGGGGACACCGGGGACAGCACAGGCCACGGUGCUGUCUGAUGUCCAACACAGCACGGGGACACCACCCCACUCCCUCACCUGGAUCCCAGCUGAGCUGCACACAGCCGCUGUGCGCCUGUCCCAGGAGGUAAUGCCAGGGCUGGCCGAGGCCACCUCUCCUCUUGUCACAGCAGCCAGUGUCACUGCGGGGGACACAGAGCCUGCAUCAACCAUGUCUGACCGUGACACAUCUCCCACCGUGCCAGCAACCACAGUGUCUCCCCAUCCUGAUGGAAUACAGAAGUCAGAUACCACGAUCCUUCCAGGCAGCGUCUCAGCGACAAUCACCCUUUCUCCUACCACCGAUGGUGUCAGUGAGGGCACAGCCCCAGGGCUGCCAGCCCCUGGCACAGCUGGAGAUGGGCUGCACCGAGAGAUCACUGUCACCCAUCAACAUGUCACCCAUCUUCUCCCUGUUGCCACUGUGUCAGCUCUGGGCACGCCAGCCACAGCCAUGGAUGUCACCACUGCACCGUAUGUAUCCACUGCGCCAUUUCCAGCCCUGGGCAGUGCUGAGAUGGUGUCCAUCACUGCUGAAGCCACCUCAGCCACUGCUGUCCUGCAGACUGAGGGCACUCCAAUGGGGCUGAGCAUGGGGACGGUCCCAAGUGCAGUCCCAGCUACGUCACUCCCAGAUGGCCUCCCUGGAGGAGGGUACCGCACCAGGACCCAGGCAGUGACAGUUACACCCUCUACCCACCUCGAUGGCAGUACCUCAGGAUGGGCAGGAAGGACAGUGACACCACGGUUUGGCUCUGACUCAUAUGGACCAGCCACAGGCACGCUGUCAGCAUCUCCACAUGUACCUCUGGAGAAGGAGACGAGUGCCCCAAUGCCACUGGGCAGCAGCACCACUCCCAUAGAGUCUGUGAGGUCACCCAGAGCUCUGCAGAGCACCACUGGGCAGCCCAUGCUGGGAGCAGCUGUGCCUCUACAGGAAGGGAUUGUGAACAAGGAACAUAUGGAUGCCACCAGCAUGCUGACAGGAGAUGUCCCAGCACCCACUGGAGGUUUGUCACCACCAGUGACACUCAUUCCUGCAGCUCCUUUGGUGCUGGGAACAGAAGCACCUUCCUCAGCCACCAGCACAGCGAAUGAUGACAAUGGGUUGGGGCAGCCUCACAGUGCUGUCACUGCGGAGGGGACACCGGGGACAGCACAGGGCACGGUGCUGUCUGAUGUCCAACACAGCACGGGGACACCACCCCACUCCCUCACCUGGAUCCCAGCUGAGCUGCACACAGCCGCUGUGCGCCUGUCCCAGGAGGUAAUGCCAGGGCUGGCCGAGGCCACCUCUCCUCUUGUCACAGCAGCCAGUGUCACUGCGGGGCACACAGAGCCUGCAUCAACCAUGUCUGACCAUGACACAUCUCCCACCGUGCCAGCAACCACAGGGUCUCCCCAUCAUGAUGGAGUACAGAAGUCAGAUACCAUGAUCCUCCCAGGCAGUGUCUCAGCAACAAUCACCCCUUCUCCUGCCACCGAUGGUGUCAGUGAGGCCACAGCCCCAGGGCUGCCAGCCCCUGGCACAGCUGGAGAUGGGCUGCACCGAGAGAUCACUGUCACCCAUCCACAUGUCACCCAUCUUCUCCACGUUGCCACUGUGUCAGCUCUGGGCACGCCAGCCACAGCCAUGGAUGUCACCACUGCACCGCAUGUAUCCACUGCCCCAUUUCCAGCCCUGGGCAGUGCUGAGACGGUGUCCAUCACUGCUGAAGCCACCUCGGGAUAUGAUGUCCUGCAGAAUGAGGGCACUCCAAUGGAGCUGGGCACAGGGACUGUCUCCAGCAUGGUCACUGCUGUGUCACUCCCAGAUGGUGUCCCUGGAGGAGGGUACAGCACCAGGACCCAGGUAUCGACAGGUGUCUCUGCUGCCCAGCCCAGUGGCAGCACCUUUGGAUGGGCAGCAGAGAGAGUGACUUCAAGGUUUGGCAGCAACCCGUAUGGACCAGGCACAGCCACGCUGUCUCCAGUUUCACAUUCCCCCACAGAGAAGGGGAUGGGCACCUCAGUGCCAUCGGGCAGCAGCACCACUCCCAUGAAGUCUGUGGGGUCACCCAGAGCUCUGCAGAGCACCGCUGGGCAGCCUACGCUGGGAACAGCUGUGCCUCUGCAAGAGAUAACUGUGACAGAGGAACAUGUGAGUGCCAUCAGCAUGCUGACAGGUGGCAUCCCAACGCCCACCGGAAGUUUGUCUCCUGCAGUGAUAGACGUCUCUGCAGCUCCUUUGGUGUUGGGGACAGAAGCACCUUCCUCAGCCACCAGCACAGCGAAUGAUGACAAUGGGUUGGGGCAGCCUCACAGUGCUGUCACUGCGGAGGGGACACCGGGGACAGCACAGGGCACGGUGCUGUCUGAUGUCCAACACAGCACGGGGACAUCACCCCACUCCCUCACCUGGAUCCCAGCUGAGCUGCACACAGCCGCUGUGCGCCUGUCCCAGGAGGUAAUGCCAGGGCUGGCCGAGGCCACCUCUCCUCUUGUCACAGCAGCCAGUGUCACUGCAGGGGACACAGAGCCUGCGUCAACCAUGUCUGACCGUGUCACAUCUCCCACCGUGCCAGCAACCACAGGGUCUCCCCAUCAUGAUGGAAUACAGAAGUCAGAUACCACGAUCCUCCCAGGCAGCGUCUCAGCGACAAUCACCCCUUCUCCUGCCACCGAUGGUGUCAGUGAGGCCACAGCCCCAGGGCUGCCAGCCCCUGGCACAGCUGGAGAUGGGCUGCACAGAGACACAGCCGUCACCCAUUCCCGUGUCACCUCUCAGCUCCAUGUCACCACAGCACCAGCUCUGGGCACAUCAACCACAGCCGUGGAUGUCACCACUGCAUCGCAUGUACCCACCACCCCAUUUCCAGCCCUGGGCAGUGCUGAGACGGUAUCCAUCACUGCUGAAGCCACCUCGGGAUAUGAUGUCCUGCAGACUGAGGGCACUCCAAUGGAGCUGGGCAUGGGGACGGUCCCCAGCGUGGUCCCUUCUGUGUCACUCCGCGAUGGCAGCACAGCUGGGCAAAUGAUGGGGUCAGCGGCCCUGGGAUUGGGUAGCAGCACACAGGCAUCAACAGGCUCAAUCCCAUCUGAAAACCCCACAGUGGGUGUCCCUGCAGCCACAGCCAACACCGAGAGCACUUCUAUGGUGUCAGCACUACCAGCACCACAUCCCUCCAGUGCCAGCACCACUGCUCACCUGGGCACGGCCACACCGAACCACAGCCAUAGCACUGCUCAGGUGACAGUGAACACGGACUCCUCCUCAGCCACUAACCCCGUGGCCGGAGGUGCUGAGCCGGGUGUCAGAAGGGUCACCCCAUUGUCACCAUCUGCACUGGACAGCCAACGUCCUCCCAUAUCCCUGGCAUCGGUCACAGCACUGUCCCCUGCCCUCAGUCGCAGUGCUGCUGAGCAAGAUGUGAGCGUGUCCCCGUCUGUGUUCCAGAACAGCAGUCUGGCAGUGGUGGCAUCCUCCGUCACACCAACUGUGGUGGCAUCCAUCACACCCAGUGCCAGUGUCACUGCUCCAGCAAUGGUGUCACCCUCCAUCACACCCAGCGUCAGUGCCACCAAUCCUGCACUGGGAACAAGAGAUGCCUCUCAAAGUAUGGUCACAACACCCUCCUUUGCUGCCCCCAGCAUCUCUCUGGGUCCACACAGCCCCCAUGUCACCCGAGGGACACCCAUCAACGCCACCAGCAGUCCCAGUGCCCCAACCUUGAGGGAUUCCAGCACACGCGCAUGGGAAGCCACAGCCCUGUCCUGGAAGGACACAGUCCCCUCCAGCAAUGCCAUAACACCAUCUGGCUCACCCAGCAUCGACACCCCCACGGUGACCAGGCACACCACGGUGUCACCUCCUACAGCAAAGGCCACCAGCAGUGCCCAGUCCCCCUCUGCCAUGCACAAUGUCCCCACUGCCCUCAGAGUGACAAACCGCAAGGCCACCUCUGCAUUUGCUGCCAUGUCCAGCCCUUCCAAGGGCACACCAGCAGCCAGCAGCCCCACCAGCACAGCUCCAGGCUUAGGGGCGCAGAGUGGACCAGUCACAGCACCAGGGACACCCACUUAUGCCACCUCCCGGAAUGCUGUGUUCAAGCCUGGCACUGAGCUCGUCCCAGCAGUGUCACUGUACCCAUUUGGAGCAGCGGAAGGGGACACGGAGUGCGUCCAGAGGACAGUGGACUUUAACUCCCCACUGCUGAGGCCGGAGAUUGGGUUCCCCUUGGGGAAGGCACUGCGGGACACCCUCUACUUUACAGACAAUGGACAAAUCAUUUUCCCACCCACAGACAGCCACAUGCCCUCCAGCCCCCACCCCCCUUCCCAGGGCUUCAGUAGCCACGAGGCUUUACCCAUGGUGGCCGCCUUUUGGGACGAUGCGGAUUUCUCUCGUGGUGUUGGCACCACCUGGUACCAGGAGUACCCCACCCUCGGCUCCAUCCAGUAUCCUAUUAUCCGUGAUGUGGAAGCGAAGAUUCAGAAAUACCUGCAGGUGCCAUACUCUGCUAAAUGGACCCUGAAGGUGACGUGGGAGAAGGCUCCAGCAUUCCCGUCCCAGCUGGAUGAUGCACAGACCAACACAUACCAGGCGGUGCUCUCCACCGACGGGAGCCGCUCCUUCGCCUUGCUGCUGUACCAGGAUGGAGGCAUGCGGUGGGACUACGCCAGGCUGGCAGCCAGGGAUGCGCUCAUCGGCUUCUCCAGUGGUGAUGGCUAUGCCCAGAACAGCGAGCUGACCAAAGAGCCACCUGCUGUUAGGUACCGUCCAGACCAACAGCGCAGCUCCGGCAUGGAUGUGCGUGGGCUGUGGCUGUUCCGGCUGGACAGACAUAGCCGGGUGAACUACAGGCUGCAGUGCCUGACGUGGCUGCAGGCACAGCCACCACCAUCCACCUGGAGCAUGGAGCUGCCACCCUGCCCCUGCUCACAGCCCCAGGCAGAGCUGGACCCCCGAUACCGCCGGAGCAGAAGUGCUGAGUCCCCUCCUGCACCUGAAGUGGCCGCAGUACCCCAAAAUACUUCGGAUCUCUUUGUGACGGUGCUGCGCACCACAUCCCCCAGCCGGAUGGGAGCUGGGGUGCGGUGUGUGUACCGUGGCACAGGGUUGUUGGAAGGAUGGCUGGAGAGAUUCUGGAGCCCCCCCACUGACCCUUUAGACAAUGGGGAGCUGGAGGCGUUUGAAUGGUGCUGCCGGCAAGUGGGGAAGCCUCAUUUCUGCACCAGGUACAGCGAGAAGAGACCAAGAGCUGGCUGUGAGGAAUAUGUGCCACCUACCCCUGCCAAUGCCUUUGGGGACCCCCAUGUCACCACCCUGGAUGGCCUUACCUACACCUUCAAUGCACUCGGGGACUUUGUGCUGCUCCUGGCCAGUGAUGCCCACACCAGCUUUGUGCUGCAAGGGCGCAUGGCCCGCACCGGCACAGCCCAGGCCACCAACUUCAUGGCCUUCGUUGCCCAGUACACCUCCAGCACCACCACAACAGUGAGUAGAGCUACUCUCUGCACCCAUUCUGGUAAGCCUCUGGGACUGGAGGAGGACAGGGUCCAGCAGUGUGUCCUCAGCAGGAGGUGGGGAGGGACAAGCAGGGGGGACAUCCUGAGCAGUUAUCCAUUUGCAGUUAUCCAUUUGCAGGUUGAGUGGACCUUGGGGAGCCGUAAUGAGAUCCAUGUUCUGCUGAACUACGAAACCAUCCAGUUUUCCUACUCCCAAGACAUGGGUGCUGAGGUGUAUUACAGCCCCAGUGUCCUGCUGGUCAACACCUCCUCCAUCACAGCCGUCUUUAAUGGGACCAUCUCCAUCUCUGUCUCAGCCAGCUCUGGGAUGCUCAGUGCAGUGUGCAGCCUGCUGGAGCAGUACCGCAAUGGCACCAGGGGCCUGCUGGGUGUAUGGAACGACAACCCAGCAGAUGACUUCCAGAUGCCAAAUGGAACCAACAUCCCUGUAAACAGCAGUGAGGAAGAUGUCUUCUGCUAUGGAAUGACCUGGGCUGUUGGAGAGCACAGCCUGUUUGCCCAGCCCCUGGCUGCACCAGUAAGAACCUUCAACCCCAUCUUCUUGUCUCAGCUGCGACAGGAGAACGAAAGCCAGUAUCAGCUGGCAGCCUCGCAGUGCGGCGGCUGCAGGGAGUGCAUCUAUGACAUGCUGAGCACAGGGGAUGUGGCCCUGGGCCUGGCCACCCAGAGCCUGGUGGAGGACUUCCAGAAGAGAAAGGCAGCACUCAAUGCCUUCCCUCCCAUCAUCACCGGCAGCCCAUUGCUCACAGCAUUCAGGACAGAACAAGUCACCAGGCAGUACCGUGCUACAGGGCCGGGGGUACGCUUUGUCCCUCACGUCUCACCAGAGCUCAACGUAUCAGAGGACGGCAUGCUGACGUGGGAGCCCCGUGGGACAGCCCCGCUCAGCAUCACCCUGCAGGCUGUCAGCCCACACCUCCCCCCAGCCCUCCUGCAGCUCAGCUUCACCCUGUGCAGCUGCCGCAGCAUCCAGCAGUGUGACUACAACAGCACGACCACCAUCGCCAGCUCCUCCUUGCAGCUGGCAGCCUGCAGGUGUGAUGAUGGAUAUUGGGGCCCCUUCUGCCAGCACGAACCAGACCCCUGCGCCCAGGGCUGCUUCCCCGGGGUGGGCUGUGACCCACACACAGGCUGUGGUCCCUGCCCACCUGGGCUGACCGGCGAUGGGCGGCACUGUGCAGGUGACAUAUCGACGAGUGUGCGCAGAAGAUGGCGUGCCAGGGGAACCUCACCUGCACCAACACCGUGGGCAGCUAUACCUGCUCCUGCCCCAGCGAUGCAGCGGGGGAGAGUCUGGGAUGUGGCACUGCCUGCAGGUCCCGUUCCUGCCCUGAGGGCUUCUGCAGCAAUGGGGGACACUGCCACCUGCAUCCUCCCUCCUGUACACCCACCUGCGAGUGUCCCCCCAGCGUUUACCGACCGGCACUGUGUGGUGGCAGGAGGGGACUUCCAGCCCCAGGCCAGUGCAGUUUUGUCCCUAGAUCUGCCCCAAAGGAGCGUGCUGCUGUGGGUCAGGGCACUGCAAAGUGUCACAGCUGAAGAAGUCAAUGCCACGGUCUCAGCCAUCCUGGGCUCCCUGGAGGUGAAGGCGUUUUGGAGCAACGCCAACAUCACCCACAUCAGGACAGCCGAUGGCCUCACCUUUGCUGUGGUGGCCGAAUUUACCUACAACAGCAGCAGCUUUGUCAUCCGCUUCCUGAAUGAGGAGCUGACAGCGGCCAUCACCACUGCCUUCAAUGGGCGGAGGGCACGGCGGGACGUGGGUGCAUAUCUCCUCUUUGCACGCCUACACCUGGACAACAUCACAGACCUGGUGAAAUUAUCGGUGCCUGAGCUGCAGCACUACUUCUCCUGCACGCUGUCUGGCUAUGAGGGUUACCAGCUUGAUUAUGUGGGGACUGUCGGAUUGAUCUGCAUCUCCCCCUGCAAGAAGGGCUACUGCCAGCAUAGCGGCCGCUGCCAACACCUUCCUGAGGGUCCCACAUGCAGCUGCGUGCCCUUCUCCAUCUUCUCCCCGGGCGGUGCCCGCUGUGAGCAGCUCGCCGUCAGCCUCACUGCCUUCAUCAGCAUCAUGGUGGGGGCCCUGGCACUGCUCUGCCUCCUGUUCUCCAUUGCCUGCCUGGCUGCACAGCUCUGCCGUCGGCACCGGGAAGCCCAGGGGACCAAGGGGACCUUCUGGAGGCAGCGGCCGUUCUCCUCCCUGAUGAAGGCAGAAGAGGGGGCAGAGACCUCAGGAAGGCUCUGGGAACCACAGCUCCGGGCCAUCGAUCCGUCCAUCCAGAUGCAGAUCAAGAGACCCCACGUCCUGCCUCCAAGCCAAGGCGCUGCACAGCCCUAGCAUGCUCUGCUCCCAGCAGUGAGGCAGCAAGGGGGGCUCUGGGCACGGGAAGGGGAUGGCACAUACAGGGCUGUGGGACAUGGCUGCGCCAUGAGGACAUGGGUCACCAAAGCAACAGGACCUUCCGUUGAGGACCUGAAGAAGUGAUUGGGGUCAUUCAUAGGAGCGUCUACCAUGGGGUGUGCCCCUGCACGGUGCACCCAUUCCCAGCAAUCACACCCCAUUAUGAACCACACAGAAUAAAAAUGAGAUGAGGGCA
This is a messenger RNA of Gallus gallus (chicken), 11578 nucleotides long. RefSeq names its product mucin 4, cell surface associated (gene MUC4). Bases 25 to 11319 code for a protein of 3764 amino acids. Gene Ontology annotation, biological process: cell-matrix adhesion. The transcript has 27 exons. Lineage: Eukaryota; Metazoa; Chordata; Aves; Galliformes; Phasianidae. The record is from RefSeq and is a predicted model, not a curated record.